Messenger RNA from Sabethes cyaneus, 2810 nucleotides. Its product is annotated as ATP-dependent RNA helicase DDX42. Lineage: Eukaryota; Metazoa; Arthropoda; Insecta; Diptera; Culicidae. The transcript is spliced from 5 exons. Gene Ontology annotation, molecular function: RNA binding; ATP binding; RNA helicase activity. Bases 104 to 2545 code for a protein of 813 amino acids. The record is from RefSeq and is a predicted model, not a curated record.
UUUAUUGAUUUAUUUCAAUUAUCGACAGAAAUUCCGGUGAAAUUCGUUUGAAAACAUACAUUUUUCUUGGCCUCGCCUACGGUAGUGUAUUUGCCGCACAAUUAUGAGUGGUAAUCGUGGAAAUUUCAGCUUUUCUAUGCGUCGAGCCGGGCAGCUUGCUGGAUCACUCGGUGGGCGCCAGCAGCAGCAACAGCAACAACAACCACAGGCACAAAAGAAUUUUUCUCUCAAUGCUGUUCCCCCUCCCAGCUCACUGUGUGGCCGCGGAUCUGGAUUUCCACCACCGAAGUCAUAUAACCAACAAAAUGCCGGUUCUGUGUCCAAACACGGUUAUCAUACCAUGGAUGCAAUUGCAGCGUAUUCCAACUCCUCGUCUACCUACAGUUUAGGAAAAAGACGAGGGCGAACCGAAGAUGAAAGUUACUUCGAAGAGGAGGAAGAACCUUCUGCCCAGCUGGAGUACAUCCCUGCACCCGGGUCCCCUUCGGCAGCAGGAACACAAAAGAAGGAUUCGGACAAUGAUGAUGACGAGGACGAUGAUGACCCACUGGAUGCUUUUAUGGCGGGAAUCGAAGCGCAGGUUGAACGGGAGAAGAAGAAGGUACCGGAACCGAACGUCGAUCCGAAGAAGGGUGUUCGAGGCGACAUUGACGACGAGGACGAUGAAGAAAGCUACUAUCGCUACAUGGAAGAAAAUCCAAAUGCUGGUUUGUUAGAUGCAGAUGGAUCCGAUGCAGAACAAGAAUAUGACGCUGAAGGUAAUCCAGUGCACACCAGGAAACGGGACAUCGAUCCACUUCCAAUGAUCUACCAUUCGGAAAUUGAUUAUGAUAAGUUCGAGAAAAAUUUCUAUACUCCUCACGAGGACAUUGUAGGGCUCAGCCAUGCCAAAACACAGGAACUGCGUAAUAAGUUGGGCGUUCGGGUUUCUGGUUUGAUGCCGCCGGCCCCGGUAACUAGCUUUGCUCACUUUGGCUUCGAUGAAUCGUUGAUGAAAGCCAUUCGAAAAUCAGAAUACACGCAACCAACGCCAAUCCAGGCCCAGGGGGUGCCGGCUGCACUCAGUGGUCGUGACAUAAUCGGUAUUGCCAAAACGGGAAGCGGUAAAACGGCAGCUUUUCUGUGGCCCAUGUUGGUGCACAUAAUGGAUCAGAAGGAGCUUGGUGCCGGUGAUGGACCCAUCGGGCUGAUUUUGGCCCCGACCCGUGAAUUGUCACUGCAAAUCUACCAGGAAGCGAAGAAGUUUGGCAAGGUCUACAAUAUUAGUGUUUGCUGCUGCUACGGAGGAGGAUCUAAGUGGGAGCAAAGCAAGGCCUUGGAGCUGGGCGCUGAAAUCGUGGUAGCCACUCCAGGUCGUAUGAUCGAUAUGGUUAAGAUGAAAGCUACUAAUUUAAGGCGUGUCACCUAUUUGGUGCUGGAUGAGGCUGAUAAAAUGUUUAACAUGGGCUUCGAGCCGCAGGUUCGCUCAAUCUGCAAUCAUGUCCGUCCCGAUCGGCAGACACUGCUGUUCAGUGCAACUUUUAAGAAACGGAUCGAACGCCUAGCUCGUGACGUGCUCACCGAUCCCGUAAGGAUUAUUCACGGUGAUCUGGGAGAAGCUAACGAGGACAUUACGCAACACGUAAUUUUGUUCAGCAAUCCGGCACAUAAAUGGAAUUGGCUGAUGGCAAACAUGGUUCAAAUCCUUUCCGAAGGAAGCGUGCUGAUUUUCGUCACGAAGAAAGCUGAUGCUGAGCAGGUUGCCAACAACAUUCGUUUGAAAGAAUAUGAUCCGGUUCUACUGCAUGGUGACAUGGAUCAGACCGACCGCAACACGGUAAUCACCAAAUUUAAACGUCGCGAGGUGGAAAUAAUGGUCGCAACCGACGUGGCCGCUCGUGGUCUUGACAUCCCGCACAUCAGAACCGUCAUCAACUACGACAUUGCACGAGAUAUUGACACUCACACACAUCGCAUUGGUCGAACUGGUCGAGCUGGCGAGAAGGGAACGGCUUACACACUGGUUUUGGACAAGGAUAAAGAAUUUGCUGGCCAUUUAGUGAGAAAUCUAGAGGGAGCAAAUCAACCCGUUCCGGACGAUCUACUGAGCCUGGCAAUGGAAAGUUCAUGGUUCCGAAACUCCCGGUUCAAGCAAAAUAAUAAAGCUAAAAAUUUGAACGUCGGAGGGGCCGGCCUUGGUUUCCGCGUGCGACCAGCACCCACCGGACCGCUACGCUCCGGCUCGGAUGGUCCUUGUUCUUCGUCCGGCGCUAGUGGUACCGCUAAACCGAUGGAUCGGCUUUCGGCAAUGCGUGACACCUUCCGCGCCCAGUACAACGCACAAUUUAAGGCUUCCUCCGAUAGAACCUGGGAAAACACCAUCCCCGAAGGAGGUGUUUUCGCAAAACCGCCAAUGGCAGGCUUUGUGCCAGCGUCCAGUGCCGCCAGUGGUAACGGCGGAGAAGUUUCGCAAAACCGUCCUGGCGACGAUCGCAAUCAGCAACAGCAGCAACAACAACCGAGCGGCGAGGAUCGACCACGGAAAAAGAAGAGUAGAUGGGAUUAGAUGCAUCUUAGGAUGAUACUAAUGGUAAGGUUGUAAACGAUUGUAUCUUCAUUUUUUUUAAAUUAUAUAUUCAGUGUCGUUGACUUUUGUUUCUGUUCGCUAAAGCAAGCAUCAAUUGUGAAGAAUUGACUGUGGAACGUCAAGUGAAAUCAUUGCUACUACGUAUGAAAUAAAGUCUUCGUAAUCAUUCUAGAUUGUAACCAGCUACAGAAACUUCAUUCGGAGUCCGAUUCAAUUUAAUAACAGAUCUAUGUAAUAAAGUUGA